Fragaria vesca subsp. vesca is the source of this 700-nucleotide messenger RNA. RefSeq lists its product as uncharacterized. The record is from RefSeq and is a predicted model, not a curated record. The transcript is spliced from 3 exons. The coding region runs from base 80 to 514 and encodes 144 amino acids. NCBI's taxonomy places the organism in Eukaryota, Viridiplantae, Streptophyta, Magnoliopsida, Rosales, Rosaceae.
AAAAGAAUACAGUUGGGUUAAAUUGGCCAGCCCCAAUAUUGUUUCGAUCUUAAAAGAGCCUCCCAGUUUGAACAAUUCCAUGGAUCCUCCCCACGGAUGCAGGUCAUUGAGGCCGUGCUUUAUCCACCAUCCCCACCACCAUCUCCACCAUCACCAUCAUCACCACCUCUUAUUCCUCAACCCUCACCACCACCACCACCACUUCAACUGCCACCACCACCACCACCAUGUUCGCCCCAGUUUCACAUCUUUUCCUCAAAACCCAGAACAACCUACUCCCAUUCCUCUCCCAACCAAUUCAAAUUCCGAAACUUCUGGGCUUAAAGGUGCGUACGAUUACAAUCCUACCCCACAGGUAUUGCAGGAGCAGAAUCAUCACGGUGUUGCGUUCGAAGAGGAAGAGGAUGAUGAGGACCCAAUUUUCGUCUUGACAGAUGAAUGGAAAGAAUUUUUCGCAAAAUCCGAAGCUAAGAGGAAACUAGAGAGGAAGCAGGCUAAGAAGGGAAAGAAGUGAUAUUGUCUCAACAAAGAGUGAUAUGAAGUCUAGUUUCUCUUUGAUGGAGUUAUGAGUUGAAUUGAAAUUUUGGUAUGUAUGACUUUGGUAUGGUGAUAUCUAACUGUGAUCCCAUUGUUAAGAUCAGUAGUUCUUGUAGACUUCUUUCAUUGAGGUGUGGAAAUGAUAGAUUGAUAUUAUGCUCAG